AUGAAGCUUUCUGAAGGAGGCCUCCUCCUGUGUGUCUUGGCCACAGUCCUCCUGACCGGAGAGUCAGCUCCUCGGAUGCUGAAUUCUAUCAAAGAUCUGAAGGAAGUGGAUUUUGGACGCUCGGUGCCCAAACACAGCCUCCUGCUGCUGUACUGGUUUGCAAGCAAUAUCAACAUUAAUGACAACAACAUUAGAUUAACAUUUGAUCCAACCACAGACUUUGGUUCACAUCGCUACUACAACAUUGAAGGCUUGUUGGAUCAGUUAGAGGAAGGGUUCCAUUACUACACCAUCGGCAAUCUUAAUCUUAAUGAGGACUUUCCUGGAUAUGUCCGUAACCCCCCAGACAGACAGUAUGAAGGAGGGAACCUGGACAGGAUUGUAGUCCGGCAAGAUUCACAUGACGACAGUAUAGAUGGAGUGUACCUCACACAGCACACACCAGGAAGUGCAGAAUAUGACCCAGACCACACCUACCAGAUAUCCCCCACCCUUCUGCGUCAAAUCAGACAGUUUUCAACACAAACCAUCACUUCACUCCGGCAGCGGUUUCGCAGUAACAUCAACGACCAGCAGUUAAACACUUUCAGAAGCACAUAG
Messenger RNA from Knipowitschia caucasica, 600 nucleotides. The record is from the annotation of a GenBank genome assembly. NCBI's taxonomy places the organism in Eukaryota, Metazoa, Chordata, Actinopteri, Gobiiformes, Gobiidae.